Molecule: messenger RNA, 1712 nt
Organism: Bursaphelenchus okinawaensis
Lineage: Eukaryota; Metazoa; Nematoda; Chromadorea; Rhabditida; Aphelenchoididae
Source: the annotation of a GenBank genome assembly
AUGGCUUCCAUCAGUGCGGAUGUGUUGGAAGCCAACUACAACAGAUUUAAAAAGUUUCUGAUUGAAAGUCGACAAAGUUUGAAUAAGGCCAUAUCAGCUGAUGAGACCAGUAAGUGCAUUUUUAAUGGGUUUAAAAGUAAAGUAUAAAUUUAAGGGGGAUAAUGUUGAACUUUUGCAGCUUUGAACACGAAAAGACAAGUACUGACUCUGUAUAAAAAGGCACUGAAAGAACUAACAUCAGCUUAUGCAAUACCAUCAAGCAAAUGUCCACGCAGCAAGAUGGCGGACGUGGAGCAAAGCCGACAAGUCAUAGAAAAGCAUAUAACGUUAACUCAAGAACGGAUAGACACCUUAAGUAAGCCUGAAAUAGUUUUGUUUUAACUUUAGUUCAGUGAAGUACUUGAAGAUGGAUACAGAACAAACAGUUCGACGAGUCCAACCACUCAAUUCUGCUGUUCCAUCGACUUCUAGGGAGACGAAUCUACCUAAGAAGAAGCUGCUGGUGAAGAAUGUCGAUUCAAAGUUAGCGGAAGACUUGAUGGGGAAUGUUGUGGACACAACGGGCGUAUCCAUAUCGGAUAUUUUAGGUAACGAAGCUGCUAAAGCGGCUUUGGAAGAAACCGUCAUUCUCCCGAAUCUGAAUCCGAAACUUUUUACCGGCUUAAGAGAGCCAUGCAAGGGUAUUUUAUUGUUUGGACCACCUGGGAAUGGCAAAACUAUGUUGGUAGGUGUAGCUUACAUUAUCGUUUUCUACUUUUAAUAAAGGCUUGAUAAUGAUACAAUUCAAAAACCUUUUUUGAAAAUAUUUUUAACCCUUAUUUAGUAACUUUGAGUUUUUAGGCCAAAGCAGUGGCUACAGAGUCUAACUGUACAUUCUUUAAUAUCUCAGCAGCCAGUAUAAUGUCCAAAUGGGUAGGAGAAGGCGAACGGUUAAUGCAGGCUUUGUUUCAAAUGGCGAGGAAUGCACAACCUUCUAUUAUUUUUAUUGGUAAGCCUUAAUGGUAACAAAAUUUUAGUCAUAUUGUUUCAAAGUAUCGCAUAAAACGCGAUUUAAGUUAAAAACUAAGCGGGAGUUGUUUUAGAUGAGAUAGAUUCGUUGUUGUGUUCGCGGCAAGAGAACGAGAACGGAGCUAGCAGAAGAGUCAAAACUGAGUUUCUGCUUCAGUUUGAUGGAUGUGUGUCGAAGCAGGAGGACCGUGUUCUUGUGUUAGGUGCUACGAACAGACCUCAGGAGUUGGACGAUGGAGUCCUUCGACGGUUUCCGAAGAGGAUCUACAUUGAUCUGCCUGAUGAACAAGCUAGAUGUAGUUUGAUUCAACUGAUCUUUGAGAAGAACAAAACCCAAUUCAAGCUAUCUAACAGCGAAGUCAGGUAUGUCAUCUAUGUACUAUAUUUAUGUCUUUUAAUUUUAUUCAAAGUUAUCGUAAUAUAUUUUGAAAGUCUCUUGAUGUAGUAAAUUGAAUUACAGAGAUAUAGCACGACUCACUAAAGGAUAUUCGUACUCAGACAUGACAGCACUGUGCAAAGAAGCAGCGAUGGCACCACUCAGAGGGUUGUCGCGGCAACAAUUACAACAAAUCAAUGCGACACAUGUGAGGCCGGUGUGUUACGCUGAUCUACGUGAAGCUACGGGGGUGAUAAGAGCAAGUUCCAACGACGAAAACACGAAAAAGUUGCUGGAAUUCGCGAGGAAGUUUGCACAACAUAAGUAA